AUGGCAAAAGAGGAAGAAAGGAAGGAUGGUCUCUUGUUUAACUCUCUCACCUACUUUUUGGUGGGACUGAGUGUGGCUCUGAUCUACUCCUUUGCGGACAAUGACCACUUUAUGUUCUACAAGGUCUUUAGAGAGGCCGGGAUUAAUGCAGACUUUCCACACUAUUACCUUCGUCAACUGAUUGCGUUUUGGGGAUUCAUAGCCUCGUUCACAUUUAUGUUUUUCGGAGUGUUCAACAAGAAGAUAUGCACAGUUGUGGGUUGGCUGAUGCCUCUCUCGUACCUCUACAUCACUUCCAAGGUUACAGAGUAUGGGAGUGUCAAGUUUGGGACUAGUAUGCUUCGUGCCAUUGCACUGGCCUCCAUAGUCUCUCACAUCUUUCAGACCUGCUUUGUAUUCCAAAUCUUUGAGGAUACUGAGGACUUGUUCCAGAGACUGCUGAGCUUUGUUGGAGGCUACUUUUUGGGAUACCCAGUGGUGACUAGACUCCUCCUCAGAAGAGUCUUGGUGGAUGGAAUGAUGGAUAGUGCUUCUAUAGGAGACGACCUCUUCCACUUUUGCACAACGCUCUUCUUCAUAACGUUUACCAUGGCUGCAUGUCUGAACUACCUCUUUUACGGCAUGGCUCGAGGUGCGGAUACUCAUUAUUGGCUACCAGCCUUUUCUCCAUCAAUGGGAGACAAGGUAAAUUUUGGUUCUUGCAUUUACCCUUGGGUUAUAAAUCCGGUCUGUAUAAGCAUACUGCCUCAGACCUUGAUGGAACAGCCAGAGUACCACAACCACGUCUUUAUUCAGAGAGUUACCUUUGCAAUAGUCCUCCUGGCUAUACCCUCAGUAAUGGGCUCAAUGGAUGUCUCGAUGCGCUGUAUACUGACUCUGUGGAAGAAGAGAACUCUGAGGUAUCUGGAGGGACUAAAGGCUGCCAUAAUGGUCUCUGAGGAACUGAAUGAGAUGGUUGAGGAGGAUGGAAGAGAAGAGUCUCCACUCUCUAUAGUCUACAACAGUUCAGACAUUAAAGUGCCCUCUCACAUUGACACUUGGUCCUCUAUAAACUGUGACUCUUUCAGUGACUGGGAACGCAGAGACGUUGAGACCAGAGACUCCAUUCUCUCGGCAAUUAUGAUCCUGGACCUGCUAAUCAAGUUGGAGAAUACUCUAGAGUUGGGACUUGUUGAAGACAUUAUAAAGUUGUACUGCUCUUCCAAGACUAGAGACCCACUUGUUACCUGCACAGUGCUUCUGACUGACAAUAAACAGGUCCUCCUCACCGUCCUGUCAAGGUCCCUGGGAAUGUCAAAGGGACUCCUCACUCAGGUCGAGAAGAUACCCAAUUGCUAUAAUGGAGGUUUUGGCAUGUGUAAAUCUGAACGUUGUUGUUUCAAGAAGACCUGUGAUCAUAAGAAUGGAAAUACCACUUGUACGGUUGAGAAUGCCAGUGAAGGUGCCGAGAAUAAAACCUGUGACUGUUGCUGUCCAGUGUCUAUCCAUGAGAUUAGGACCUUUGUGAAGGAAUCUGUUACUUCCACUGAGGAUAGCAUCUGCACAAUGGUGGCUAAGAUAAAUGCGGAUGCAAUACUAUCAUCAAUGGAAGCCUCUGAUCUAACACUUGACUCCGCAAAAGUCUGUGUAGCAGUACUAAAGGCCUACUAUCAAAGCUGUAUCUGGCUUCUCAUUUCAAUACUCUGCAUAGAGGAGGCCAUCCUACUCGCUAUUUGGUUCUGCAGACUUUGUGAACUAUACAAGAGUAUUUGUGGUAACAUUACUGGGAUAAAUUGCCAGUGUAUAAAUAAAUCUAAGGAAAGCACUGCUGUAACCAUUAAGACCUGUUCUGUAACUACUCUUGAGAACUUUGACGACUGUGACUGUCUCUGCAUAAUCUCUUACUACGGCAUCAUGGCUAGUGUGGAGGCUAUAAUGACAAAAUUUCACUGUUUGAGGACAGAGCUUGUUACCAGAGCUAAUACUACAUGUACAUUUCAAAAGGUGGAAACUUCUGACUUGGCUUCUGAGGCAUACUUGCUGGAUUCCAUAAAGGCAGCUAUCAUACUAUUCUUUGGUCUUGACAGUGUUUACAAGUUCAUAGUAGAAACGUUUAAAGACGCAUGCUGGUGUUGUCAUAAGGACAAGGCUCCUCUGUAUCCAGCCGUACUAUCAUGUCUGCUGGUAUGCUAUAGACUUUGUUCCAGACUCUUCCGAGAUGCUUCUGAAGGUACCAAAAUCUUGGAGGACACACUGCUCUGGUACAAGUGUAUCUUUGUUACUAAGAAGGAUAUGAGUGAUAGCACUAAAUGUAUAGUUGAUGUACCUAAGGAAGAGGUAAAGAAGAAAGUUGAGGAACUCAAGAAAGAGAAGGAAUGUCCGAAAGAAACCAGGAACCUGAAGUUGACCAUCACUUCAUUUGAGACAUUUGUAACAAGUGCACAAACUUCCUUGUCCUACUUCUAUAAUGUACAAACAUCUGAUUCUGGUGGAUAUGCCGUUUACUAUAAUUUAGAUGUGGACAAGACUAAUAAAGCAGUAAAAUACCUUUCUAGGUUACAAAUGUCAAACACCAAAGAUAAGAAUUACACUCUUAAAUCAGAAAGCCACUUCAUUCGGAAAGGAGAAUCUGGAUCCUCUAAAUCUGCUUUUGGGUCUGGGAGUGUGGCCUGCAUUAAUAGAGUUACGGCUAAUUUAGAAAAUAAGCAAGAGGAUUCUAAAUCGUCCUGUAGAUGUUGUAGUAGUGAGGGGGAGGAUAUUUGUGAUAAGUGCGAAAAGGGAGAACCGUGUAAGGAUUGCAAGGACUGCAAGUGUGAAUGCCCUGAGAACGGAUGUCCAUGUAGUAAAAAGGAAGAGAAAUGCAGUAGUAUAAGUGUGUUCACUCGCUUAUCUAAAAUUAUAGAAUGUAAAUGUGGGACAGAGGAAAAGGAAAAGAAAUGUUCUAAUUGUUUUAAUAAGUUAUGCAGUAGUCUGUCUAACUUGACUAAUAAAAUAAGUGAAGUUUCUGGUAGUAAAAAGGAAGAAGAAAAGAAAGAAUGUGAGCAUCCAGGAAAAUGUGGAGGAAUCUGUUGCCAAACAAGGAGAUUCUCACACUUUUUGAAGACAUAUGUAAGUAAAUUAAAAUCUGCCAACUGUUCUUGUCAAGGUUUUAAUUUAUAUCGUUGCCCUGGCAAAAAUUUAUGCUUGUUAGAUGGUUAUACCUGCGGAAUUUCUUUUAUACUAAAAGAAUGGUUUGCAAAUUAUUACUGCCACUGUGUUUAUGAUGCAGGCUCAGGUUUUACUACGCUAAGUUUUAGUUUUUUUAGUUCCAGAUUUUGGACGACGAUCGGCAGUUUCCUUGGGAAUGGUUUUAGUUUAAAUGGGUUUCUAUCAUUCGGAGGAAAGGAUCCCAGUCUUUGUGAAUGUCUAGUUAGUGUGUUCAGAGAUAUCUACAAAGAAUUAAAUUGCCAAGAGAUCAAGUGCAAAUGUUGUCCUUGCUGCAAGAAAAACGGAGAACUGUUUAAAUGUAAGUGUCAAUGUAAAGAAGAUAAGAAGGAAAAGGAAUGUGGAUGUAAGUGCAACUGUUCUGAUACUGAAGGUUGCUCCUCAGAGGGUGCCGAGUGCAAAUGUGAAUGUAGAUGUGAACUAUGUUGGAAAAACUUCUUCAGAUGCUUCGUGAUUUGUGGACUCAAAUGUGGAGAUCAGUGUAAAUCUGGAGAGGAAAACUGUUGUAAGUGUUGCUGUACAAAGACUGGACAAGAGCAAUGUAAAUGUGAAAAUAGCCAUAAAGACGACGGUAAAUGUACUCAUAAAUGUGAAAACUGUCUACUUUGUCUUUACACCACUAACAUGUUCUUUUGCAGUAAAUGCUGUUCCCAGCAAUCUGAAACUGAAUGUAAAAAAUCUGCUAUCUCCUGCAAAUGCACUUGUGGUACUGAUACCGAUAAGAAGUGUUGUUGCAAGGAUGCAUCUACUACCACACAGUCCACUACCCAGAAUUUGGCAUGCCUUAAGCUAAACUGUUGCUGUGGAGACAGACUGGGCUGCUCCAUUGAUAAGAUUACCUGUCUCCUUAAAUGCAUGGAAAAGGAACUCCCAACUUUGUAUUGUCUUGCUAGUAAACUUGACUGUCAACUAUUCCAGUUUUGUGAGCAACUGUGCAGCGUUCUGGACACUCUUGAGGAUGUGAAGGAGGUACUAACAAAGGCCAUAGAUAUAGUAGAAUGUAGGAUCACAAAGGUCAAGUGCAUGAUAAGUUGUUACAGAGCCAAGUUUAAGUCACUGACAGAAGAGAUAGAAUCUAUAGACAAAAGGGAUGAAAUGUACCCCAAAGUAGUGGACCUUGUAAAGAAGACUGGAAAGUUUGCUGUACUGGUGACAUCCUAUUCCCCAGAAAUUGAGGCUACUUAUAUGAAGACUGAUUUCCACAGUGAUCUACUCAAGUCUACCACCCAGAAUCUGGCAGAAGUAGCUAUGCGUGUAAAGGCCACCAGUCAAUUAGCUGCCUCAACAGGUCGUAGCAGAGUGGCUUUACUGGCUGAUUCCAAGACUGUCCAAGUGGAUGCUCCAAUCAAGAAUUACAAGGACAACUCAUCCAUUCUAAAGGGGUAUAUAUUCAUAGUCUCUAGGAUAAUCUUUUUCCUAGUGAGGCUCCAGGUUAUUGGCCCUGAACACCCCUUGGUUAUAAAUAUACUCAUUGUUAUAUUCAAUGUCCUCUCUGCCAUCUACCUUAGCCUCGUCAUCGCUGAAUUUUCUGGUGAAUUUGGCAAACACAUUGGAUACUCUGUCAACUUUAUGCUUCUCUGUGGAGUUGGAGCAAACUUCAUCUACUUAUGGGUGCUCCACCUGUUUGACUACAUCACCAUGGUUUACCCAUUUGGGAACGUUCUCUCUAAACUGGAGGCUUAUAACUCCUCACUAGACUAUAGCAAAUCUCAGUUCAGCAUGCUUCCGAGUUUGAUAUCCUCUCUCAGGACUGAGUUCAACAGCAUCUUUGGCAUAUUCUCAGACUUGGACACCACCAGUUCUUACUCUGGUAUUAGACAGAACGUCUACCCGUUCAGCACAAUGCCAAAGAGUCUCAUCAGCUCAUUCAGAGGCACUCUGGACUUUACUCCUAUACUCAAUGGUCCAAACAGAAGUGUCUCUGCCAUCAUGGAUCACAUCUCAUUCACUCUACUUGGGUGCCAUUCAGAUGACCUCCUGACAAAGUCUAGUGACUACUUUGGUGAUUUGAACAGGGAGAUGCUUUGGCACUCUUGGUAUGCAAACACCGUGAUCACUGACACCACUCUCUUUUACUACUACCUCAGACGCUCCAUCCUGUUUGAGAUGAGUGAGAUUGUCCGUCUGAGACCAGUUGACAAGCCAUUCUCGAGGGGAUUCACCAACUCUAGACAACUGUGGAAACACUUUGGCAAGAUUCAGGUAGACCUCUCCUUCAACGCUUCUCUCAAUAGUCCCGAAAUUGAGAUACCCAGAAGCAGACACCAGUUGAACCUCUUGAGGGAGAGACUGUACCAGGAGUAUAGACAAAAGUGGCUGGUCUACCAACUCAGGGCUACAAAGUCUCUCGUUAAUGUACCUCUGGAUGAGACUAGCAGUAGUGAAGACCUGCCAUUUUUGUACAUUAAGGAACUGGACACUGUACAACUGACUGCAAACUCCCUUGAGAAACUGGAUAAAAAGUACUCUGACGUCUACAGAGGUACCAAGAUAAACACUUGCAAGGUUCUCAAGAAGGAGAUCAAGACUUGGAGGAGCUCUAAACUCGGCUUUUGUGAAACUCUGUCUGAUGAGGGCGAGUGCAAGAGGGCUGUGAAUACUGCAGUAAAGUCCCUUGAGGGAUUCUUUGACACUUGUGAAGACCAUAAACCUGUAAAGGACAUGAUAGAGUACAUUACAUCCACAGACUAUUACUCCACUUACACUCAUGGCGACUCUGAUCUGGACACUGACAACAAGAUGGCACUCUUCGACUUGACGUUCCACCAAGACGGACUGGAGAAUAAUUAUCGCAUAUUUAAAGGGUUCAAGAACUCAAUUUCUCACACUCUUGACCACCAACUGGAGAUCGCCAAGAGGAACAAGACAACUUCCCUCAUUCCACUUGGCAUAUACACACUUCACUAUGGACUCCAGAUAUCGCAAAGUACAUUUGAACAAAUAUCCCGUUUAUCUAGCCAUAACUAUAAAGCGGAUUAA
Messenger RNA from Theileria equi strain WA, 6162 nucleotides. RefSeq lists its product as hypothetical. Lineage: Eukaryota; Apicomplexa; Aconoidasida; Piroplasmida; Theileriidae. The record is from RefSeq and is a predicted model, not a curated record. Bases 1 to 6162 code for a protein of 2053 amino acids. The transcript has a single exon.